AUGCUCUAUCUUGAAACGCUGAAUCCCCAAUCUGCCCAACCUGAUGGCUCUGCUGACAAGAGCGAGCUACCUGUUCAGCAAAGCAGCCCUUCGGUGCCCUCACACGGAACUGCUGGCCAGGAUGCGGAAGGGGAUGCUGAACUCGAACAGCAUUCGACUUCUACCUCGUCGGCGAGAAAACGACCGGCCGACGAAACCUCGCCUCUACCCAGGCCGAAGCACAAGCGUAAGAAACGGCAUUGCUGUGACGCCGAGGACGACAUGAUGCAGUCGGAUGCGGAGCUGGGCGCAAUGGAGGAACAGAUAACGACCGAAGUGAACCAGAAAUUUGACACCGAUCGUACCACGGAUACGACAACCCAUGAGGAUGGUAAACCGGUGCACGUAAGCAAGCGCUGGGACUGGACCCCUGAGGAAGACAAGACGAUCAAAUCUUACUUUAAGUCGGGGAAAACGCAGCAGCAAGUUGCGGCCGAAGUUCACCAGGAAUCCGACAUUGACCGAACCCAAAGCACGAUAUACAAGAGGGUUGGUCAACUGAUGCGUAGACUCGAGCAGCGGGCCUGGACCCCCAAGGAAGACGAAACCAUUAAACUGGGUUUGGAGUUGCGGAAAACGCAUGGGCAAAUCGGCCGAACUGAGCCAAGGACCCAGCAGCACCAGUCAAGUCAAGGUCAAUCAAGUUCGAGAAAGGAUCGAAGAAUUGAGGCUUGUUAA
Molecule: messenger RNA, 717 nt
Organism: Trichoderma gamsii
Lineage: Eukaryota; Fungi; Ascomycota; Sordariomycetes; Hypocreales; Hypocreaceae
Exons: 1
Coding region: 1-717 (238 amino acids)
Source: RefSeq, a predicted model, not a curated record